Molecule: messenger RNA, 1687 nt
Organism: Colletotrichum godetiae
Lineage: Eukaryota; Fungi; Ascomycota; Sordariomycetes; Glomerellales; Glomerellaceae
Exons: 11
Coding region: 1-1392 (463 amino acids)
Cellular component (GO): extracellular region
Source: RefSeq, a predicted model, not a curated record
AUGCGCUUGUCUAUCCUAUCCGGUGCAGUGGACUACGCGACCACUGCCCUCGCCAGAGAGCUCCCCAAAAAUGAAGAAGUUGCGGCAGCGCUCUACGACUCUAACAUCAUGCACGAGAAAUUGAAGUCGGCCAAGAUCGCAGAGCCUGAGGCCGGUCUCAUGAAUUCUUCCUCAUGGCCCCGCUUGAACUACACGAAGUGUGUUGAUGGGUUUGCUGAGGCCAUUCCCGACGACUCGUUGCACAUAUUUAGAUGCAAGAAUAUUGAGUUGUACGACUUCAUCAACCACGCUACGCUUGGCUCUCCACACUCAACUACAUCAGGAAGAACUGGUAGCACUGUUUGGGGAUGGACCGAUCCUAGUUCCAGUAGAGAGUUCAUUGCCUCCGGAUUAUACGACAGAGCAUCGUUUAUUGAACCCUUACCUGGAGGACGCCACUUUGCCGAGUUGUCCCUCGGCCGUACGUAUAAUGUCUUGAUUAAGGAGGAAGUAAGCUACGGCGUUGCUGUUGGCGCGGCUCCGCGCGAUGAUGGUUGUUUUGGCGGCCUCAUUUUCUUUGAUCUGAAGGACCCGUCCAACCCAGUAAAACUUGGGUGUGACCCCCAAGACCGCUAUGUUCAUGAUGCACAAUGUCUCAUCUACCGCGGCCCAGACAAGAAAUAUGAAGGCCGCGACACUUGCUAUGGCUUUGACGAGGACACUUUGACCAUUAUCUACGACGUGUCGGAUAAGAGUUCAUCAAAGAUCAUUCCCAGGACUAGUUACGAAGGCUGGUUACUGACAGACGACGAAUACGACAAAGAAGAGGUUGUCGGACCAGCUGCAGACGGAUAUCCCGUGACGUACAUUUGGGAUAUAAGAUCUUUGAAGUCGCCCGAGCAGACUGGUCUCUGCAAGGCAACCAACGUCGGCAUCGACCACAACCAGUACGUUAUUGAUGGACUGUCCUACCAAUCCAACUACGCCGCCGGACUCCGCGUUUACAACGUUUCUUCGAAAUCCUCCGACCCCACCGGCGCCGGUGUCUCUGAGACAGCCUACUUUGACAGCUACCCCGAAGACGAUUCGGCGCCUGCCUCAUAUGCGUACUUCAAAUCCGGGUUCAUCUUCGCCAACACCAUCGAAAAGGGAGGCUUCCUUGUCAAAAUGACGAAACGCGAGGCCUGCAAACCAAAGACUUGUAAUGCUGAUAAUUGCCUACGUGCUCUGCGGGGUACGAGCACCCCCGGACAGUUGGAAGAGAGUCAGAAGUUCUGCGGCGCCUUUACCAAGACGGUUAUUGCGGACGUGAAUGUGGUUCCGGACUAUGCUGCGGAGGCUUGUGCAACAAAUAUCAUUUCGAGAGUCAGCUCUGCUUGUUCUUGUCUGCCAGGUACGGCCACGCAAGCCUAGCUUAGAAGGCAAACUCCAAGACCUUUGGGCAGUAUCAAGAACUGAGAUACCCCGUUCAAGAUGAGGAGACGUAGUUAGAGAUCUAAUUCAACAGUCACCUUACUGUGAGAGGUUGCUUUGGAACAAGGAUCAUCCAUGUUCAUUUCAUGGAACCCUCACGGAAUCUACUCAGUCGCAAAAUGGCUGAUCUUGACAUUUCAGUCCCGCUUGUGGUCCUGUUGAAAACACUAAGUGAUGGUGAUGAGUAUCAGCGACCUCGAAACUUGGUCUCGUAUCAGUUGUUAUCGGCGUCUUU